GUUGAUUUCCAAUUUUCGCGCCUUAAUGUAGAAAAUUUGAUAUUUAAUUCAAAUUCCAAAAAUCUUUUUAAGUAGUUUGUAGGCUCAAUCUCUUCCGUUGCAGCAUGCGUUACCAUUUAAAAAAUAUUGUUUAACGAACACCUAUGUAAAAAUAUCGUUCCAAAAUUAUUAGUCAUCAAAUUACCAGGCAAGGACAAGUUUGACUGAGGAUCCGGUUGGCAGGUUCGAACUUGUCUCUCUUGUUUACCUUUGUUCUCGUCCGACUGACAUUUGAAUUUUGACAGCUAACAUUUGGUUGAAAUUAGUGUUUGCGUAUGUGUUGUAUCGUUCCGGUUUUAGCGAACGAAAUACAAGUAUAUAUUUUGGCAGGCUUUUAGGAAUAUAAUUAUGAUUUCUGUCAAAGGCAUUUGAAUAAAUGCUUACAGGAUUUAUGAAGGUUAUUGAACGUACCUGUAUGAAUUAAAUUUUGAAAAUAAUAAUGGCAUUCAAGGCCAGGCUUCAGUUUUUUACAGUUUUCUUCCUAUUGUGUCUAUCUGGUACUGGAAAUGCAUUUCUAAACUGGAUUUGGGGGUCCAGGCCGGCUGAGAAAAUUGCUGACAAUUCAAACAAUAAACAAGAUUUUGGGUUGAAAUAUGAUGCACCAAAAGUCGUACAGUACGAAGGCAAAGCAGAAGACAAGAAAUUUGCAGAAGACGCAAAGAAAUACUCACUUUCUUCACAGUCGGAAUUCGAUACAUGUUAUCGUGAGGUUAUCGUGAAGAUAAAGACCACUUGUUUGACUGCCUCUGAAGAUGAUCUGUCGAAACUGAGUGUAAAUCUGCUGAAUUGUCAUUCGGAGCAAGGGGGCAAGGACAUAUUUCCAUGCACUGAACAAAUGACGCUGAGGGAGUGCACGCAGCGCAUGGACACGGAGAUGUGGACGGCGUACCACGUGAUGAACCUGAAGACGCGGGCCUUGUGCUACUCGGCGCGGCAGCUCAGCCAGCACGACCAGAACCGGGAGAAGGUGAACCAGCUGGCGGAGGCCCUGCGGGACCAGUUCCUGUCCUUGAUGUCCGUCAAGGAAAAGCAAGACAACCUGGAAACUGUGACCUUCGGAACCAAGGACAUGAUGUCCAGAACCAAAGAUGCAUUGGAGUUGCACGUGGAUACUCUCAAUGCCAUGCAGGAGGACAUUGAUAAAUUAUUUGGGCUGAAGAUUGCAGAUCUGGUUGAUAUAAAGAUUUCAACCGAUGAUCAACGCAAAAUGUACAUCCAGUACAGAUUAGACGUGGAAAGAAAUUUAGAGGCAAUUCAUGAACAGCUGAAAAGAGAAGCAGAAGAAAAAAAAGAAGACUACUCUAAGAUACUUUCCACAAUGGGACUUAUUAAAGAAACAGUUGACACAACAUUAGAGCUUAUGGAAUCCAAGCUUGCUGCGCUGCAAGGACUGGUAGAAGUGUUGAUGAAUGAGCCGGAGGGAGUCCUGGAUGCCCUGUCCAAUGUCUCGAAUGUUGUUGAACCCGUAGAGUCGUUGUGGCACAGUAUUGAUUCUUUCCUGACCGAGGCUGAUGGUUCCAUGGGCAUCGAAGGCAUGCGGCUCGGCUCGCUCAGGAGCAUGGCCGUGCAAGUGCUGGUGAUGCUGGGUUGCGUGAUGUUCUGCUCGUUCUGCGACGCCGGCUUCUUGAGCCACGCCUUCGCCUUCGCCCUCUACGCGAACCUGCUGUGGAUGUGUUACGGCGAAGCUGCCACAGGCCUGGAGCUCCACGUCCUCGCCACCGUGUUUGCCUCUCUCAGAGCAGUGCAAUGGUUUGUUACAUGCAUGUAUGGUUUUCUGCGUAUCACUGAUAACAAGGUUGGCAGUAUCUACACGCUAGAAAAUAAUGCGUAUGUCUCUGUCAAAGACGAGAAAAAAUUUUUCUCUUCUUCAAAAGACAGUGCAGUAGGAUUUUUUGGCAAACCGUGGCAGAAACUGCGUACCCUGUUUCAGAAAAUUAAGCUCAAAAAGUCAGAUGAAUAUGGUGGUGAUGAUAUUCAUGAAGAAAAUGGUCUUAAUGGUACUGGCUGUAGAACUUACUGUAAUGAAGAUGAUGUUGACAGUGAAAACUCAUCUGAUGAUAAGCUAAAAGAAACAGACGAUGACGUUACGCCAUUUAAGCGUGGCAGUAGCUCGAGUCGCCCACUUUCCCCUGUUGCAAAGCAGCUCAUUUCGCACAUUGGUGGGUGGCGGACGCCCGAGCAAGGCUUGGAGCAUCGGCAGAGAAGUGCAACUCCAACCAAGCAGUUGCCAGACAGGAGAAUGCAGUCUGCCUUCAGCCCCUUGAAGCCACUUUGCUCGGUGACAAAUCCCAGUGGUGCGCGAUGCUUAAAUACGCCCCAGCACGGGCAAGAUGCCUGCUCCCUGCACUGUGGACUGUCUUUGAGAAGACUACGAUGACAAUUGGUCUGUACUCUUCAACAGUUACUAGAGAUUUAGACGGGCCACUAAUUUGGUCUGUUUAGCUGAGUCACAGUUAAACCUCGUUACAAUGCACCUCACUUUAAAGGAUUUCUCACUUUAAACAUUUAAAGCAUACAUUUUCAGACCCUGCAAUAUGUUUUACAGUUUGUAACAAUUUUGUAUAAAAUUCUUUCAUUUAUUUAGUUACAAAACUAGGUAUUUUCAGGUAUGUUGUAAUGAGAUUUCACUGUAAAAGGCAUCUUUACUGACAAAAAAAACUGCUUUCAGGGCAAUUAUAAUAGUUUUAAUAAUAUACAAUUUCAUCUAAAGAAUUUAUUUUACUUGAAGUUAAAAAUCCUUAAAGGCGAGGUCGUUUUGUCAUGAGGUUUCACUGUACAUUAAAGGUUGGUUGAACUAUCCUAAAGACAUGUAAUACAUUUUUAUAUGUACAGUUAUAUUGUAAAUUUUAGAGUUGCUGAUUAAAAGUCAGUUGGGCAAAGUAGAUUUGCAUCAGAUGCAGUGUGAUGGUUGUGAUUCACUUAGGCCACUCUUUGUGUAUAAACCUUAAUAGAGUACCGCAUCUUGGUGAUCGUUUAGUAUUAAAAGGAUGUGAUGGGGUCCCCAAAUGUGUAAACUCAAUCAAGCUUAAGAUAACAUAUUUUUGGUAUUUGAAUCGUAACUAAGUAAAAACAUAAAACAGUAUUUUUAGGACCUUUUGUUCAGCAUAAGUGGCAGUUUGAAAUUUAUUUUUCAAUACAGUCAUUAUGUUGUAGCAAUUAAUGCCCUAAUUAAUUUUCUAAUAAGUCAAUUCACAAUUUUUUUUGUCCCAUCAGCUUUUCUGUUUUGAAAUGUAUGCUACUGGUGUGUGGAUUAAAUGAUUGCCAUAACUUAAAAUGACCAAUAAUUACCUCAGUUUUUGAGCGAAUCCAUGAUUGCUAAAACAUGUGAUUACUGCAAACGUAGAUACUAAAGAAUUGUAAAUUGAUCUGAAAAGUAGGUUAUAUGUUUCGAGCUACACUUGUAACAAAGUUACUAUUAAAGAAGCACUACAAAUUUUAAAAUGAAGUACUUCGAAAUUCAAAUAUUUUAGAUACAUAAAGUAAUGUAUGACAAAUGGGAAAAAAGGUUACAUACUAGUUUUGUUUUAUAGUUAGUUUUUAUAUUUUUUUAAACUUUCGUUAUUAUAUCCAGUAAAAACUUGAUCCAGAGUUACAUACAGACUAUGUUGUGUACUUAAUUUGCAGGUAAUCUAUAGAAAUUGCUCAGCCUAGAGAUACGAUUUUAUGGUUUUAUUUUUGUAAAUUCAUGUGGCUACACCCAUUAUUAUUAUUAUUAUUAUUAUUAUUAUUAUUAUUAUUAUUAUUAUUAUUAUUAAAAACUGAUAAAUUAUCUGUACAAUUAUAAGGGAAAAUAUUUGCACGUUAAUGAAAUUUAAAAUUUUUUAAAAAAGCAGCUUGAAACUGAGACAAUUCAAUAUACUUUUAUGAAUACUGUAAAAGAGUACAAUUGUUAAAAAUACCUUUAAAAAUCACACAUACAUUUAUAUUCUUAGUUGGUAGUUGAUGAUAAUACCUAGGGGUCAGGUAGCAAGGUAUUAUAUUCUCACCUUUCAAAGAAAGAAAUUGUUAACUAUAACAAAAAAAUGUGAGUCUUUCAGUACUCGCCAGUGAUGUGUAACAUCUAACCUCGGUAACAAGCAAAUUCAUGUGUUCUCAUGUAGCAUAUACACUUAUAAGACACAAAAUUUAACGUAGAAUUCUUUAAAAUAAUGCUGAGCGUGAUAGAUAGAUGCAAAUUGUGUUUUCAACUACAUUUCACGCAAAUCAUUCGUAGUUUCCACACCCACUGCUAGAAUUCUCUGUCGGAACAGUUGUUUUUGACAAUUAAUUUAUUUUAUAAGUAGACGAAAAUUUCAGUGUCUAUAAUGAAACGGCUCCGAUAAAACGAAAAUGGCUUUGGGCAUAAUUUUCAACAAGAAAUUUUAUUAAAAUACUACCCAGUUUGUUAAAUUUCAUUAAAAAGUUAACACUAUAAAAAUUCCCCAUAUUUUUUUUUCAACUUUGGUUUGUGCCAUACACCUACAGAUGGCAGCACUGAGGUUGUUUAACACAUUUCCAUUUAUUUACUUCCGUUGCAUUUACAUAAUUACUCCCACCAAAUGCUGUAUAGGUAAGAUGUUACACAUCAAUUCAGUGUUUAUUUUGGUGUAACUUAAAAAUUUAUAUUAGGCAUUAAAUAGUGUUUACUCAAUGAUCAAGAGUUUUGUGUCAAAGCAAUUGUGUAAUUAGACUCUCUGCUCUAGAAGUACAUUUUGGAAUAUUAGAUAAGUGGAUUAUUAUUUACUUGAUUUUUUGAAGUGCUUUGUCUGAACAAAAAUACUAAAUAUGUGAUAUUUUCUAUUUAUAGGCGAUGUUUUAGUUUUGUGCAGCAUGUUUUGGCUGUGAAUUGUGUAGUGAUUCUAUCUUAUAUUGCUAUGUUGUUGAUUUUUGUUAAAAAAGAAAAUGUUUUAUGGAGAAAAAAAAACAUAACUAUUUAACAACAAUUUUAUAUUGUAUGAUUCAAAUAUGUUCUUGAAUGCUUGUUUUAAAAUAAUGAUUUGAUUAAUAUUUCAGUUAAUUGAUUUUGUAGUGGUUUAUGUGAACUUUUGUAAAUUUUGCAUUAAUAUAUAUUUUUUUUUUUUAC
Bacillus rossius redtenbacheri is the source of this 5101-nucleotide messenger RNA. RefSeq names its product protein brambleberry-like. The record is from RefSeq and is a predicted model, not a curated record. The transcript is spliced from 11 exons. Bases 479 to 2416 code for a protein of 645 amino acids. Lineage: Eukaryota; Metazoa; Arthropoda; Insecta; Phasmatodea; Bacillidae.